AGCUGCCUUCUAGGGUUGUCACACUUCUGCACCAACCUACGUUCUACUCAACACGACCUCAAGCUUCCAUCUGGUUUUGGCUCGAAUUGUAUCUUAUAUAUCACGCCAUCGAGAUAUGGUGGAGUGCGCACAUUGCAAAUCAGUCGCGGACGCGAUAGAGAAGAAGACAGCGUAUCCUGGAGAGUACGUGUGGAAAUACCGCGAUGUCCAGCAGAACGCUGGAUGCAUUACAUGCCAAAAAAUAGCACUGAGGUUCAAAAUUCAUACAAGGACUGAUUAUGUCGGAGACUGGACCGGCUACGUUUCCUACUCUCAAUACGAUGACAAUUGGGAGCUGACGGUCAGUGGCGAGAGAGUGAAGGGCAGGGAAACUUCUUCCCACUACCUAUUCUUGGAGAUUCAUGAAAUUCCAAACACGCUCGGGUUUUGCCUUUUCGACCAAGAAAUCGACAUCGAGGGUAUCAAGAAGUGGAUCAGUAGAUGCGAAAAGGACCACGCGGGCAUAUGUCAUACAAUCACGAACCCAAGGACUAAGAUGCCGGAUGCCACGGAAUUACGGUUUAUUGACGUUGAGAAACACUGCCUUGUGAAGCAACUCGAGCAUGAUGGCGAUGGUCGAUACGCCGCCCUGAGCUAUGUUUGGGGAACAGCUGUCGAUCCUUUCCAGACUGUGAAAGCCAAUGCCGAAGCUUUGAGCCAGGAAUAUGCGUUCGACCUACCUUGUAAUCGCACUCGCCUUCCGAAAACUAUUGUAGACAGCAUAUCCUUCACACGCGCUCUAGGACUUCGCUACUUAUGGGUGGACAGAUUCUCUAUCAUCCAGGAUGAUGAAGUCGCGAAGCCCCACCAGUUGGCCUCGAUGGCCUCUAUCUACUCCAAUGCGUACGUCACUAUAGCUGCUACAGAAGGGGAAGACAGUGCCUAUGGGUUACCUGGAGUCAACAAAGAGCGCCCGAGGAAACCACCUUCUGAAGUUUAUCAUUUUAGUCCCAGCUGCCGCGUCCAGGUGUUGACGCCUUUACGUGGAGAACAACGCACAGUGUAUCAUACCCGUGGCUGGACUUUUCAAGAGUGGACAUUUUCGCGUCGCACGAUCGUUUUCCAUGAUCAAUCAGUGUCUUGGAUUUGCGGAGACUCUGAUGAAUCGGAAAGCAAGCAAUAUCGUCACGUGGUUCCUACAAAACUGUUACGGUGGACUUGGGAUACGUAUCCUAAUUUCAGAGGAUACUGUAGUGCUGUCGAAGUCUACAACAAACGGAAGUUGACUUAUUCCGAAGAUAUCCUAGCUGCGUUCGACGCAUUUAUGACUGUGCAAGGACGUGCUAUGAAAAGCGGUUUCGUAUUUGGUAUACCAGAACUCUUCCUCCCCAAUAUGCUUUGCUGGCAUCACGGCCAAAACCUUUGGCACUAUAGUGAAGGACGCCUCCAGCAAAGGCGAACGGAUGCUCACGGCAACAUCUUGAAAGCUUUCCCAUCCUGGUCGUGGGUGGGCUGGUCUGGGCCUGUUAACAUGAAUUCUGCUGACGCGGCGUGCCGACUGGCAACAAGAAAACUCCACUGCUCCACUCUUGAAUAUCCUCACCUUAUUGAAUUUUCCAAAGUUAUAAUCGAACCGCACGACGAGCGCAAGGAAUACGUCAAGGACCUACACUAUUACGAAACCCGCGGCUUGAUCAGCUUAGCGGAGAACGAAUACUAUUCCUCCCGCUUACCUAUCAAAGUAUUCGACAAGCACCCCAUGGUUCGAGAAAAUGAGGUACAAAGCUUGACAGCUGAAUGCGUUCAUUCUACUAUCCUAGAAUUCAGGACUCGGCGACUUAUUGCCUCUUUGUCUAAGCACGAUCGCGACGACCUGAGGGAAGAAACGCCUAUCCUGACAGGUCCUGAAGGUCAAAUACUCGGCAUCUUAGAUAUCGACAUCUCGCUCAAUACUCUCCAGUUACCUCAACACGAGGUCGAACUUAUCUGCAUCUGCGUGGGUAGGGUUGUGUGCACUAAACAUGCUCAGCUGCGUGAUCUUUGCCAAGGAGAUGUCUUUCAAAAGACCUGUCCUAAGGAGUGUUUCCCAGACUGGAACCACUUUGCUUUCGAAAUCCAUACACCGGCAUCUAAAUGGCAGUACAUGGCUUACCAUGUCCUCUGGAUCGAAUGGGAAGACGGAAUAGCAUACCGCAAAGCUAUAGGACACGUUUGGAAGGAUGAAUGGGAUGCUGCCGACACAGAAGAGGUAGACAUUCGACUUGGGUGA
Molecule: messenger RNA, 2248 nt
Organism: Alternaria rosae
Lineage: Eukaryota; Fungi; Ascomycota; Dothideomycetes; Pleosporales; Pleosporaceae
Product: heterokaryon incompatibility protein-domain-containing protein
Exons: 1
Coding region: 116-2248 (710 amino acids)
Source: RefSeq, a predicted model, not a curated record